Molecule: messenger RNA, 4181 nt
Organism: Myzus persicae (green peach aphid)
Lineage: Eukaryota; Metazoa; Arthropoda; Insecta; Hemiptera; Aphididae
Product: zinc finger protein 2-like
Exons: 1
Coding region: 524-2425 (633 amino acids)
Source: RefSeq, a predicted model, not a curated record
AUUAUACUCCUUCUCUUAAACACUUAUGCGAUUGAGUGUUCAUUCUAUAAUUCAAAAUGUUACUUAAGCACUUAAUUGUUUAUUAUUCUAUGUUAUUGUGAUCCUUAAAUGUACCUAAAAAUUUGAUACAAACAAAACUAAAAAGAUUCUAAAUAAAUAUUGUAUUUUAAGCCCACACACUCUUGUUCAGAAUGAAUUACCUACUCUUAUCUAACAAUCACGAACUUAUACAAUCGUAGUAAUUUGACACUCAUAACAAAAUAUUUAAUAUUAUAUAAACACAAUUGUUCAGUGCGUAAUAAAUAAUUGGUAAUUAUUGUAUUCUAACAUUUAUUAAGCUAUUCAAUUUUUUUCUUAAUGAUUAUUUUAGGAUAUAAAAUUAAUAUACAUGUAUCCUUAAAUGUAUAAGUGCCUUGCUCCAAAUGAUUUUCAAAUCUGCUGCAUUAUUUUACUGUACUUUUGUUACGUAGUAUCUAUGUUGUACCUAUAGUUAUUGAAUUAUUUGGUAGUUUCAAACUGGUUAAUGGUUAUUGAUCUAUUUUAUAACAGUGAAAUAACAAAUAAUUCUAUUUUUUGUUUCAGUUCAUUUAAUUCUAAAGAAAAUGUCGAGACUUCUAAUUUUAAUGAUGUUGAAUGUGAAGUUGACCCUGUUGAUGGUAUGGUACUUGGCAACAAUAUUGAAAUUGAGCCUGAAAGAUCUCAAUUAAUGUUAUCUGAUAUCGAUCCCAAGAAAAAAUCAUUUGACUGUCACCUCUGUACAUUAUCAUUUCCAAAAAGAAAAUAUUGGGUUGAACACCAGAGAGUACAUAUAAGAAUUAAUUAUUAUCCUGAAGAAUUACCCGUGACAAGAAUACCUGGCGAGAAAAUAUCUUUUGACUGCAUAUACUGUUCUAAGAAGUUUUCAGUUAAAUCAAAUUUAACCGUACACCUAAGGAGCCAUACCGGAGAAAAACCAUACACUUGUGAUCUUUGUCAACGACCUUUUGCUCAGAGGCAAAAUAUGAUGUGUCAUAUGAGAACACAUACAGGAUAUAAACCCUAUUCAUGUCGAAUUUGUAAAAUGAAAUUUGGUCAUAAGUCGUUAUUAGACUACCAUGAAUGGAAACACACUGGUAUUAAACCAUUUAAGUGUGAAGUUUGUGUUAGAGAAUUUUCUCGGAAAUCGUGUUUAGUUUUUCAUCAAAAACACAGUCAUACAGGUGAAAAACUUUUUAAAUGCAAUAUUUGUGACCAAACUUUUUAUAGAAAAGCAUUUUUGAAGAAUCAUAUGAGAGUCCAUAAUACCGUGCAAUUAGAAAAGUGUCAUAUUUGUGACAAAACCUAUGCUUAUAAAUCAAGUUUACAAAGACAUUUGUUGAUCCAUUCUGGUGAAAAGAUGUUUGAAUGCGAUAUGUGUAAGAGAUCCUUUUAUCGGAAAUCAGGUUUACUUGCCCAUAUAAAAGUUCAUAUGAGAAAGAGACCUUAUGAGUGCAAUCUCUGCAGAUCAACAUUUACUACAUCAGCAGAACUAAAAAGCCAUACUAAAUCUCACACCAGUGACAAACCAUUUCAAUGCCUGCUUUGUGACGCAAGUUUUAUAUUACAGUCACUUUUAAAUACUCAUAUGAAAUCUCACAGUGGAAAUAGACCAUAUCAGUGCCCUCAUUGUUUAGUGACAUACUCCCAAAUGAAAAGUUAUUCUUACCAUUUAAAAACUCACAGAGAUCAUGAAUUGUAUAAAUGCAGUCAGUGUAAAACAUCAUUUUUUCAAAAAAAUAAGCUAAUUGAUCAUUUACGAUUACAUACUGGUGAAAAACCUUUUAAAUGCCUCGAAUGUAACAAGAGGUUUGCUCAAAAGGCUUUCUUACAGUCACAUAUGAGAACUCAUAGUGUUGGACAAAAAUAUAAAUGUGACCUAUGUGGAGUAGUCCUUAAACAAAAAUCAAAUUUGAUUAAACACAUAAAAACCCAUCUUGCCUUUAAAUCAAAUUUUAGGUGCAGAUUUUGUAAGACUAAAUUUUUACAAAAAUCAAGUUUUAUGAGCCAUAUGAAAAUUCAUUCUAAAAACAAUCCUUACAAAUGUAGCAUAUGUGGUACUUCAUAUCUACAAAAAACUGAAUUGGAUAAACACGAAAAGACUCACAUGAUUGAAAAGGCUUUACUGAUGUGUAAAAUAUGUAAUCAAUCUUUUCCAACAAAAUUAAAACGUAUAAAUCAUGAAAGAAAAAUACACACCGAUGAUGCAUUUCAAUGUGUUAUAUGUUUUAAAUUAUUUUUUGAAAAAAAGGAAUUGUCACUUCAUAUUAAAUUGCAUAUGAAGAAUAUGUUAUCUAAAUGUUUGAGUUGUAAAGUGCCAUUGCUACAAAAACCUGUUUCGGCUAAAGUUUUAAGACUAGUUAUUGGAAAUAAAAUUAAUAUAUGUGACUUGUGUUCUGUCAUCUUCUAAUCUACCAGGCACACAACUCGUUGGAGCAUACAAAUUACAGUAUUAAGCCAUUUCUAAAGUUUCUGGCCAUAAUGUAGUUCACUUUUUUAAACAAAUUAAAUAAUUGAUAUGUGCAUUACAUUUGUGUAUACUUAAAUUGGAUUUUAUUUUAUUGGAUUUAUUUUUAUUUUAUCUUAAAUUUAUUAUUUACUUGUUUUUAAUAAUUAUUUAUAGAUGAUUUGUAAUCUGAGCACUUGUUAAUUCAGUGCAUCUAUUAAUUGUUUUUACAAAAUUGCAAAUCUAAUAAUAACAAUGAUCUGAAUUGUGUAUUGUUAUAACUUCUAAUAUUAUGAUAUUUUUAUUAUCCAUAUUUUAAUUAAAAAAUAUUAAUAUAAGUAAUGUAAUCCCUACUUAAGAAAAUUAAAAUUAUUAUAGUAUUGAUAACAUAAGUUUUAUGAUGUUUAAAUAUCCCUGGUGAAAGUAUUGUCUAAUGAAAACAUGAAUAUGAAAACUGGGUUUAAGAAAUGAAAAUAAUGUUUUAAACACACAUUUCUUGUGAACUUAAUUCCUCGGUUACAACUACAACAAUAGAUGAGAUUGCCCAAUUGAAAUAGCAAAUAAAACAGCAAGUUUAAAUACCACCGAAGAUAACUAGAUUUUAGAUUGAUUAAACACAACUCAAAAUCCACACAAUUCAAUUUUUAUGAAACAAUCAAGAAAUAAUUGUCAUCGAUUAGAAGUGUACUAGACAUUUUACGAUAUGGCCGGUAAACCAUUACACUUAGGAGGAAACCGUUCCCAGUGUGUUGUUGUUAAAUAAGUUUACAGACCAAGUACUCGGAGGCUUUUUUUUGAAUCACAAAAUAUAGACUUAGUAGUUGGCGUAAUGCCUAUAUGAUAAAAAUCAUAAAUCAUAAAACACUAUUAGUGAUUUGCGUGACAAUUUUUCUUUACAAAAUUAUUAUUAAAGUACUUUUUGAUUAUUCUUAGCAAUAAAUGAAAUUAAGAUGAAACAUUACAACAGUCUUUUUAGAGGUCUUCCAGAGCUUUAAAAAAUGUCCCUGAGUUUAUUUUUGGCCAAGUAUCAAACAUUGAUUUUGGAGAGUAUUUUGCAAGUCGCAGCUAAAACAAAAGCAAUAACUCACUAUUACAAUAGCUCUGGAGACAGAAGCGAGGAAAAUAGUCAUUCCACUAGUAAAAAAAUAUAUUAAUUGAGGAUAUGCACCAAUUCAACCAAACAAGAAAUUUACAACAGCCAACAUUGCCAGAUGAUUAAAUUAUGGCUACCUAAAUUGUUGGAAUGAAAAUUAGUUAAAUUUAUAAUGGUUUUCCUGCAGUUCCUUGAAAUUAGUAACUACUCGGCACUUUUAUUCCAACAUUAGAACUUAAUACUGUUAGCUGUUACGUUCUACAAAUUCUAUGAUUUUGUAAACCAAUUUUAAUGAUUAUAUGUGAUAAAUAACAUCCAUAUAAUUAGUAAGGGUAUCCUUACACAUGAGCUAGUAUUACUCAAACGAUUCGAAAAACCAAAAAUUACAGCAAUAAGCACUACUAUUUGCAGCCACACACAGUCAUUCUUGACCUUCAUUACUAACCUCAAAAGACACUUGUAAAACACACAAUCCGGUCCAAGAAUACAGAUCAGGAAUCACUUACCGGAGUGCAGCAGAAUCAUAUGUACCACAACCACUAAGUCCUGAGCACCUUCAUACCACUGACAUCAACAGAACUUGUGUGUUAAAUAGAUUUUGUUUUUAAUAAACCAUUAUUAUAUUAA